Platichthys flesus (European flounder) is the source of this 5137-nucleotide messenger RNA. RefSeq names its product calpastatin (gene cast). NCBI's taxonomy places the organism in Eukaryota, Metazoa, Chordata, Actinopteri, Pleuronectiformes, Pleuronectidae. Gene Ontology annotation, molecular function: calcium-dependent cysteine-type endopeptidase inhibitor activity. Bases 128 to 3607 code for a protein of 1159 amino acids. The transcript has 36 exons. Gene Ontology annotation, cellular component: cytoplasm. The record is from RefSeq and is a predicted model, not a curated record.
AGUGGCAUCGCUGUGUCAGAGUAUUUGGGAGGUUUGACAGCGCACAUCUUGUGGUUUGGUCUGAAGAGAGUGGCACGACUGGGUGUACACUUCCCUUCUCCCAAGUUCACUCUGCUCCUGGUCCCUCAUGGCGUAUGCAGCGUACUGGAUGAGCCUUCAAAAAGGAGCAGCUUCCUCCCCACUUGACGUCCGACCUAGUAACAGGUCUUCAGCCUACUGUCCCCCGGUGGGUCACUGCUAUGGCAAGUCGCUGCCUAACCAGGCCGCACCCAAACCAGCGGCUCCGGUCUCCACUGCGAAGCCGGCCCAGUUUGAGAAGGCAUCAUCAGGAUCUGCCAUGGCUACAAAGCCUGGGGGUGUUACCGCAGCAACGGGCGGAGCCACAGGAAGUGGUGUUCCGGCAGCAGGAAGUGCUUCGUUUAAGGCCAAGCCAGAGACUAACACUACGCCGAGGGGUGCUACUGUUAUUGACAUGUCGUCCGCUGGGGCUGCUGUUGUUGACAUGACGUCAGUAGGGGCGAGGGGCGGUCCUCAAGCAAUGCCAAAGACGGCACCUGUCUCCCAAGUCAAAGCUUCAGUUCCUUCCCGUGCCACUGGAACAGCUGCAGCCGCUGGCACGGCAGUGACCGCUGCUGUGACCCAACCUAAAGUGUCGCCCAAAGUCACAGCCAAGAGUGCCACCACAACAGUCAAAGCUGAUGUGUCUAAAGCUGCAGCAGCCUCGGCUGUGCAGGGGAAGAAAGAAGAAGCUAAACCUCCACAAACAAAGGUACAGGUGGAGGUUCCUUCCACAGCAGCUAAAGCCAAAGAGGCACCUGCAGUGGAUCCAUUCGAUGCCCUGGCCAGCAUACUACCAUCCGCUGAUUCUAUCGUGCCCCAACAGCCGGUGUACACCGGGCCAGAGGUCAAAGAGCAUGGCGUCACCUCGGAGAAGGGUCACAAGUGCGGAGAAAGAGACGACACGCUGCCUCCAGGCUACAGAUUUAAAGAUAUGGCUCCAGGUCCUGCUGACGUGAAACCCAUGGACGUGCCUAAACCAAUGAACAAUGAUGAGGCCCUGGAUCUGCUCUCCACUGGAUUCAUGACUUCUCCUGUUUUACCUGCUACCAAGAAGCAAGAGAUUACGGACACGGUCUGUUCAGCAUCUGCUGGGCCGGCAAACCUUGCACCGCCUCCUGUAAAGAAAGGUGAACGUCCUGCAGCUGCUCCUCCUGCUGAUAAGAAAGCCAAGAUGGAGAAAGUCUCAGACGAUUUCUCUCUGGAGUCUGUACUUUCCUCUGAACCUACCACGAAAGCAGCUGCUCCUGUGGCUGUGUGUACUGCUCCCCCCGCUGAUAAAAAAGCCAAGAUGGAGAAACCUGUGGCCACCAAGCCCAAGACUGAUGGGGGUGCGUCAAUGUCUCUGGACGCUCUCAGUGCUCUUAGCGACUCGUUGCCAGCAGCCGCUCCGAAACCUGAAUCCCCGAAACUCAGGCCUGAGGACAUCGUCUCGGUGGACAAACUGAAGGAGGAGAAGGGUAUGCGUGUAGGAGAUACGGAGGAGUCAAUUCCUCCGGAGUACAGGUUUAAUAAGGCGGAGCUGGAAAAAUUGCCUGCUCCUAAACCUGAGCCCACCAUGGCUACAGGUGACGCUCUGGACUUUUUGUCUGGUGACUUCAUGACGUCCUCAGCAGCUCCGACUGUCCAGGCUCCUGUCGUCGCCUCAGCUUCUGCACAGAAAGUUGAAUCCUCUGCACUUCCCCCUGCUGUUAAGAAAGGAAAAGUAGAGAAAGCCCCGGCUAAAAAGGACACCACUGAUGGCAAGCUCCAGGCUAAUCCGGGCGACUCCAUGUCCCUGGACGCUCUCAGUGCUCUCUGCGACACGUUGCCAGAAGACGCACCAAAACCUGAAGCCCCCAAACUCAGACCUGAGGACAUUGUCGUGGUGGACAAACUGAAGAAGGAGAAGGGUAUGCGUGUAGGAGAUACGGAGGAGUCAAUUCCUCCAGAGUACAGGUUUAAUAAGGCGGAGCUGGAAAAACUGCCUGCUCCUAAACCUGAGCCCACCAUGGCCACAGGUGACGCUCUAGAAUUUUUGUCUGGAGACUUCAUGACGUCCUCAGUAGCUCCUGCUGUCAAGGCCCCUGUCAUCCCCUCAGCUCCUUCUGCACAGACCAAAGUGGAGGACUUGUCAGCUCUGGAUUUGCUCGCUGGAGACUUUGUGACUCCAGCUAAAUCUACCGGAGUUAAGGCGCCUGUCCCUGUCAGGAGGGAACCCGAGAUUAUGGUUUGUCCUAUGCCCACCCCCGUCCAACAGAAACCGGAACAACCCAAGACAGUAACCAAAGUUGAAUCCUCUGCACUUCCCCCUGCUGUUAAGAAAGGAAAAGAAGAGAAAGCCCCGGCUAAAAAGGACACCACUGGUGGCAAGCUCCAGGCUAAUCCGGGCGACUCCAUGUCCCUGGACGCUCUCAGUGCUCUCUGCGACACGUUGCCAGAAGACGCACCAAAACCUGAAGCACCCAAACUCAGACCGGAGGACAUCAUCUCUGUGGACAAACUGAAGAAGGAGAAGGGUAUGCGUGUAGGAGAUACGGAGGAGUCAAUUCCUCCAGAGUACAGGUUUAAUAAGGCGGAGCUGGAAAAAUUGCCUGCUCCUAAACCUGAGGUGAGACCAGCACAAGUUCCUAGAUCUUUAAAUCAUACUUUAGGGAAUGAAGCUGUGAGACAUGAUGAAUCAAUGUCAAAUCAAUGUGCAUUAAUACGUUUAUCACUGAUGGAUCCUUCGCUGUGUCUCCUACUGCAGCCCACCAUGGCCACAGGUGACGCUCUGGACUUUUUGUCUGGAGACUUCAUGACGUCCUCAGCAGCUCCCUCAGUCCAGGCUCCUGUUCCCCCCCGCUCAGCUCUUCCUGCAAAGCCCUCUGCAGACUUUGCUCUUGAUGCCUUGGCAGGAGACUUUGUUGGCGCCACUGCUGCUCCGAUAGUGAAGUCUGCUUGUGCUCCCACUGAGGCUGAUCUGCAGCUGGCAGCAGGAGCAGGCAGUGCCCUGGAUGCUCUGUCCAACACCUUGGAGGAUAUCACACCCAUCCCUCAGCCCGCCCCGGUUCCUACCAAAGACAUUGUGAAGGAGAAAAAGGUUGUGGAGGAGAGGUUGAUCAUGAUGGGAGAGCGAGAUGACUCUCUGCCGCCAGAAUAUCGACUCACUGAGGAAGAUCGUAAGAAUAUGGCAGAAGCAAAGGCAAAAGCAGCUGCAGCACCCAAGGAGAAGGGCCUUGAUGAUGCUUCAGCCUUGGACCUGCUGUCCCUUGAUUUCUCUGCUGCCCCUAAACCCGCGGCUCCGGUCGAAUCAACUGCAGCCACGACAAAGCUGGAACCUCCUGCGCAGGCCUCAGAGCCACUGAAGCCAAUGGCUGGCCCUGUUCUGGACUCCCUGGCGGACACCUUGCUCCCUGACGCCAAAGAGUUCAAAUCCAAAACAGACCAAGCAAAACCAAAGGGCAAGAGCAAGUCAAAGUCAAAGUCCAAAAAACUUCAUGCAGAGGAGCCAUCUGCCACCGACCUGUUAUCUGCUCAGCUAAGCUCAGACGUUGUGUCAACAACUUCAAAGAAGGGAGGCAAGAGCUAGACCACCUUGCAAGGUGGUCGGUGCCUUUUGUCCUCGAGGGACGCAGGGACUCAUCAGUGUGGGAUCUGCUCUGUGGAUAAUUGUUCUAUUUUUCUAAAUCAUCAAGAAUGUACAUUGGAUGAAAGACAAACCCACACACACACACACACAAAUGCACAAACAUGCACACACAUGCACACACAUAACCACACAAACACACACACACAAACACACAUACACACACACACACACACACCUCUGCGUGUAGUGCCUUUCUUGUUCGGUUUCACAUGUGUUGUUGGAUGAGGAGCUCUUGGUUUCUGUCUCUGCAGAAAGUGACUUUUUUGAAACAUGGCUGGAUAUAAAGAACGAUUGAAGAACAGAAACAGAAAGAGGGGAAACUGGGGAAAGAGAAGAGGUUAAGGCACAUUAAAAAAAAAGUUUGUUUUGCUGGUUGCUGUGCUGAGUGUGCUGAUGGAAGGAAAGCCUGGUGGUAUAUUGUAACGCUGGUUGGAGUGGUGGCGACUGUCAGCUCGAGUGGGAGAAGUAUGUAGGGGGGGGUUUAUAGUAUCGGGAUGUUUGUGCAAUCUUGUUGUACACAGAAAAGUCAAGUUUUCUAUCACCAAGUGGUCAGAUGCCAAUAAGACACUAGUGUACAGCUUUGUCUGCGUAUAUUUUGGACAGCGCGUAGUUUACAUGAUUAAAUGUGUGGAGGACUCACGGGAGGUGUUCUGCUUAAUUCUGUAUCUGAGAGCUUCUUCGCAAAUGCCUUUUUACUUUCUGUAGAGAAAUAUCUGUCAAGAGAAGAAUGGUCUUUUUUUGUGUGUGUGUUUGGCCUUGCAUUAAAAAAACAUUACUGGUGUCCAGAAGAGCACUUAGUGAACCGAGGUGGUUGCGAGUGUGAACUGCCAUUCUGUAUACUGUAAAAAAAGAUUUUUGUUCUGUAUAAGACAACACUGUAUAAUUUACAAAAGGCUUUCAGCUGUAAGGUCGAAUCACUAUAAUUUCCCCAAGGUAAUUUUUUUCUUCCUGACACAGGUUUUGUUGUGUGGGUACGUGUCAAAAGAUAUAAGAGGUGUUUUAGAUGUGGAAAUACUAAUUAAAUAAAAUGAAUAUAAGUCUUAGAUUUAGAAUGUGUAGUUAUUAUAUGAGAGCUUGGAUUUUACAAUUUGCACAAAAGCAAGCAUGAAGUGCCUUAAAAAGUUAAAUAUAGCAGGACAAAUAUAUCAUAUCAAAUCAGUCAACAAUUGUAUUUUCUUACAGGUGCAAGGGAAGUAUGUGUGUGUAUUCAACCGAAUGGGAACAGAAUCUCUUCUAAAAAACAUAUUUUUCUCUCUCAUCUCGAAUUAGUUUCUUUUUUGUUUCACUCUGCGUCGUUGUAGCCCACUUCCUUCUCUCUCAGGGGGCUCAACAACUAAAAGACAAGUCUUUCGCUCAAACUUUAUAUUUUUGUGCCAAGAACCUGAAUGACUGAUGGUGGAUGCAAAUGAGUGGGUUUGUUGUGUAAAAUAAAGAAAAAUACGAAACUUAAAUAAAGACAAAUGCAAUUCA